Molecule: messenger RNA, 1341 nt
Organism: Antrostomus carolinensis (chuck-will's-widow)
Lineage: Eukaryota; Metazoa; Chordata; Aves; Caprimulgiformes; Caprimulgidae
Gene: PERM1
Product: PPARGC1 and ESRR induced regulator, muscle 1
Exons: 3
Biological process (GO): regulation of DNA-templated transcription; response to muscle activity
Cellular component (GO): cytoplasm; nucleus
Source: RefSeq, a predicted model, not a curated record
CCCAAGGUGCCAGGACAACCGAGAAAGAGCCGCAAGCAACGUGGAGCCAGUGCCACCGAGGUGGCCCAAGGGGACAGGGAGCCCGCGGGUGCUACGGCACAGGGGACUGUGGUGCCCGUGAGGGCUCCUGUAAGUUCACCACUGUCCUCACGGAAGAGCAGAGGGAAGGAGAAGGCAGCCAAGCCAGCCCCCGUGAAGCUGGGGAGCGAGGAGGCAGGGGAGAGCAAGCGGCCAGUGCCCAGCCCUGGCACGGACAAUGGCGAUGUGGCCAUGAGCUCUUCCCCAAAGGUGAAGGUGAAGGAGCCGGGGACACAGCCCUUGGGGAAGACGAAGGCCACCAAGCAUUCAAAGCCAGGGCAGGCUGGUGGCUUGGGCGUACGUGACAAUGUGCCAGUGAUCCCUGCCAGUGGAGCUGCGGCUCCUUUGGGAGAGGCAUGCCAGGAGAUGCCAGAGAAGCUUCUCCAUCCCAAGAGCAUGGCAGCUUUUGGAGAGGAUGCUGCUGAGGGAGCUCAUAGGGAACCAGCAGCUGAGACCCCCAGGGAGUUGGGACCCCCUUGCUUUGCAGCUGGGGCCUCUCCAAAGGCAGACACCCUGGACGUGACUUGGCCUGAGAUGUACGACUAUUUGUUCUGUGACUCCCAAGGGGAAGAAGAAGGAAUGGGGAACUCAGUGGAGGGGAAGGAAACGCCCUUGGAAAGGGAAAUAUCCUUGCCUGAACUAUAUGAAUAUUUUUUCAAUGAACCAGAAGGAAGCAGGAAAAAAGUCAAAGGUAAAGACAGGAAACGAAAGAAGUUCAGCAGCAACGCUCAGCUGCCAAAUGAGGAUCCUGACUCGCCUCCAGUCAAAGGCCCUGUGGUCAUCACGGUCCCUGAGGUGUACGAACACUUCUUUCCAGAUGGGCCUAGGAACAGGGCAGGCUGGAGAGGGAUUUUCUCCAUCACUCCAGCCUCCGAGGUGAAGAAAGCUGUAGGGGCUUUGAAGUCCUUCCUGCAAAGGCCAAUGUGUCUCGUCAGAGGCCAAGCCCCAGUCCCCCAGGCUCUCGUCCGGAGAGGAUCUGCAGAGAAACUUCCUCUUGUCCCACUGGGUCCGCUGGGAGGAAGCCAAGCACGGCCAGAAAGUUUGAACAUGGCCCUUGCACUGACAGGGAGGCCCCAGGCUCCGCUGGCGCUGACCCACAAAGACAUGUGCCUCGUCUUCUGUGCCUUUGCAUCCUGGGCAGUGAAGACCUCCGACCUGCAAGCUCCAGAUGCCUGGAAGACCAUGUUCCUGGCAAGUUUUGGCACGCUUUCUGCCAUCCGCUACUUCAGAAGGCAGGUCAGAGAAGGACGCUCUCAGACCUAG